Messenger RNA from Lagopus leucura (white-tailed ptarmigan), 4815 nucleotides. RefSeq names its product Rho guanine nucleotide exchange factor 10 like (gene ARHGEF10L). Bases 418 to 4206 code for a protein of 1262 amino acids. The record is from RefSeq and is a predicted model, not a curated record. Gene Ontology annotation, cellular component: cytosol. Gene Ontology annotation, biological process: SREBP signaling pathway; actin cytoskeleton organization; positive regulation of stress fiber assembly. Lineage: Eukaryota; Metazoa; Chordata; Aves; Galliformes; Phasianidae. Gene Ontology annotation, molecular function: protein binding; guanyl-nucleotide exchange factor activity. The transcript is spliced from 29 exons.
UGCAAUUAAACUUCAUGGUUGGGCUGGAGCCCCAUGAUAGCAAUGGGAAAAUAACUGUCCGUGGGACACAUGGGCUGAUGGGAGCUUAUGUCAACUGUCAAAACAGUAACUGACCUUAUAGUGGGAUCAGACCUGGGCUGAGCAUCACAUUGCCAUCCUCCUCCCUGAAAGCAAGAAGCAUUCGUGUGCUGGACCCAGGCUGCAAGCAGAGCUGUUCCCGGAGCAUCUUUUUCUGGUGUCCAGGAUUCUGCCCUGCCCUUCCACUUCCUCCUGGUGACCUUUUGGGGCAUCUCGUGUUACUGGAGCAGACGAACCAUUGAUCGCACGGAGGACGUUUGGCACUUCCCACUCCCUGAGCAUGGCUCAGUCCUUCAGGAUGAAUACCUGAAGCUGGGAGGGGACGGAACUUGGCCAUGCAUGGGUCAGGAAAGGCUCAGGGAAGGGCCCAGGUGGAGAGUGUGGACCCCCUGUGCCAUGGCUUCAUCCCAGCUGCCCCCCUGCCCCACAGUAGGUACUGUCCUUGCUUCGCAGCCCCCCAGCGAGCUUCCCCCUGGUGAGGAGGACCUGGGUGAAGCCUUUGACUUCGAGGACAGUGACGAGGAGGAGGACGAAGAUUCAGCCACUGAGCCAAGCAGGGGUGCAGUGCUUCAGGCCCCUCCUCGCAGGCACCGUGCCACCAGCUGCAGCACUGAGGGGCUGGUGCCGGACACCCAGGAAGGGCUGCCAGAGCGGGUGAGCAAUGGGGAAGCCUGUGAGGAUCCCCAUGACAUCAAAACCCAGACCUGGAAGAGGAAAAGCGGCCACCAGGGUGAUCGCUUUGAGUUCACGGCGGCAGAGGACGAUGUGAUUUAUGACGACGUCGCCUGUGAGAACCUCGACGCCAACCAGGAUGGGCGCAGCCUGAUCUACGAGGACGUGCAGCGUGGCGAGGAGCUGGGCUGGAGCUCCAGCGAGUUUGAGAGCUACAGCGAGGAGUCGGGUGAGGAGAGCAAGCCAGAGGCUGAGCCAGCCAAGCACCGGGCCGCCUUCCAGCCCAAGAUGACUCAACUGAUGAAGGCGGCCAAAAGUGGCACCAAGGAUGGGCUGGAGAAGACCAAGAUCGCAGUGAUGAGGAAGGUGACCUUCCUGCACCGUAAGGAAGUGCCAGGGGAUGGGGAGCAUAGGAGAAGGGUGAAGGAGGCAGAAAAGCUACUACCACCCACUCCUGGCAUCUCAAGGGGGUCACUGGAGCAUUGCGGACGAGGAGAUUCAGAGGAGGAGGACACAGGUUUCCUGGAGGUCACCGUCUCCGACAUGAAGCACCCACCGCCCGAACUUGGCCCCAUGCCCACAGGGCUCAGCCCCCAGCAGGUGGUGCGGCGACACAUCCUGAGCUCCAUCGUGCAGAGUGAGCGCAGCUAUGUGGAAUCCCUGAAGCGCAUCCUGCAGGAUUACAGGAACCCGCUGAUGGAGAUGGAGCCCAAAGUGCUGAGCGCCAGGAAAUGCCAGGUGGUGUUUUUCCGCCUGAAGGAGAUUCUGCAGUGCCACUCCAUGUUCCAGAUCGCCCUCUCCUCCCGCGUGGCUGAGUGGGACUCUGCUGAGAAGAUUGGGGACCUCUUUGUGGCCUCGUUCUCCAAGUCAAUGGUGCUGGAUGUCUACAGUGACUAUGUCAACAACUUCACCACUGCCAUGUCCCUUAUCAAGAAGGCUUGUCUCACCAAACCUGCCUUCCUCGACUUCCUUAAGAAGCGGCAGAUGGCCAGCACCGAUCGCGUGACGCUUUAUGGGCUGAUGGUGAAACCUAUCCAGAGGUUCCCCCAGUUCAUCCUUCUCCUACAGGACAUGCUGAAGAACACCCCCAAGGGCCAUGCGGACCGCCUGUCCCUCCAGCUGGCUCUCACUGAGCUGGAGACAUUGGCUGAGAAGCUCAAUGAGCAGAAACGUGUGGCUGACCAGGUGGCUGAGAUCCAGCAGCUCAGCAAAAGCAUCAGUGACCGCAGCAGCCUCAGUAAGCUGCUGAACUCAGGGCAGCGGCAGCUCCUGCUCUGUGAGACGCUGACAGAGACGGUGUACGGCGACCGGGGGCAGCUCAUCAAGUCCAAGGAGCGGAAGGUUUUCCUCCUCAAUGACAUGUUGGUCUGUGCCAACAUCAACUUCAGGCCAGUGAACCCAAGAGGCCAGCUGGAAAUUAGCAGCCUGGUGCCACUGGGCCCCAAAUAUGUGGUGAAGUGGAGCACGGCCCUCCCGCAGGUGCAGGUGGUGGAAGUGGGGCAGGAGAGCGGUGCCUACGACAAGGACAAUGUGGUCAUCCACAACGCUGGUGCCAAGAAGCACGCACCCACUGGGCCGGCCUCGCACAAUAAAGUCUACCUGGGGCCACCGCGGCUUUUCCAGGAGCUGCAGGACCUACAGAAGGACCUGGCAGUGGUGGAACAGAUCACCUUGCUCAUCAGCACGCUGCAUGGCACCUACCAGAACCUGAACAUGACAGUGGCCCAAGACUGGUGCUUGGCCCUGCAGAGGAUGAUGAAGGUGAAGGAGGAAGAGAUCCACUCUGCCAACAAGUGCCGCCUCCGUCUCCUGCUGCCUGGCAAGCCGGACAAGUCUGGCCGCCCCAUCAGUGUCAUGGUGGUCUUCAUCACUCCAAAUCCUCUGAGCAAGAUCUCCUGGGUCAAUUGCCUUCACCUGGCCAAGAUUGGGCUGCGGGAGGAGAACCAGCCGGGCUGGCUCUGUCCCGAUGAAGACAAGAAGAGCAAAGCUCCCUUCUGGUGCCCCAUUCUUUCCUGCCACAUGCCUGUCUUUUCCUCCAAAGCCCUCGAUCUGCAGCUCAGCGCUGCAGUGCACAACCCUGUGCAAUCCUCGCUGUUGGGUUUCUCUGCUGUCAGCACCUCAUUGCCGCAGGGCUACCUCUGGGUUGGGGGUGGCCAGGCAGGUGCAGGGGGACAAGUGGAGAUCUUCUCCCUCAAUCGCUCAGUGCCGCGGACGGUAAAAUCCUUCCCAGUGGCAUCGCCAGUGCUGUGUAUGGAGUACAUCCCCGAGGCAGCUGAGGGGGACACGGAAGGGACCGAAGAGCCCCGGGCAGGUGCUGAGCAGCCCCCUGCAACUCUGCAUCCCACUGUUUGCUUGGGACUGCGGGACGGCAGCAUCGCAGUGUACAGCAGCGUGGACACGGGGACACAGUGCCUGCUGACCUGCAAGAGCCCUGGCAUGCAGCCAGUCCUCUGCCUGAAGCACAGCUCUGAGCACCUGUUUGCAGGGCUGCAGGAUGGGACAGUGGCCGCAUACCCGAGGAACAAUGUGGGGCUGUGGGACCUGACUGAGCAGCCUACCUGCCUGCCUGUGGGCACCAGCCCUGUGCGAGCGCUCUUGAUGCUGGAUGAGACCCUAUGGGCCAGCUGUGCCAACCAGGUCACCGUCCUUGAUGCCUCCACCCUCUGUGCUCAGCAAACCUUUGAGGCUCAUCCGGAUACAGAGGCCAGCGUGACACACAUGAUCAAGGCAGGCAGUGGUGUCUGGAUGGCGUUUUCCUCUGGUUCCUCUAUUCGCCUCUUCCACACCGAGACACUGGAGCACCUGCAGGAGAUCAACAUUGCCACCAGGACUACCUUUGUCCUCCCAGGGCAAAGACAUGUCUGUGUCACCAGCCUGCUCAUCUGUCAGGGCUUGCUGUGGGUCGGCACCGACCAGGGCAUCAUUGUUCUGCUGCCUGUGCCCCGAUUGGAGGGCAUCCCCAAAAUCACUGGAAAAGGCAUGGUGUCCCUCAAUGGGCACGGUGGCCCCGUGGACUUCUUGGCCGUGGCACUGAGCACGUUGGCCCCCGAUGUGCUGAAAGGAGACCAAGAGGAAGAAGAAGGUGGGGAAGAGAAACCCCCAGAGCUGGAUGGACCCCCACCGCGGGAAAUGAGGAAAAAAGGGAUCCUGUUGCAGUACCGCCUCCGUUCCACCUCCCACCUCCCUGGGCAGCUGCUGUCAGUGCGGGAUGCUCCGGCUGGGACUGUGACCCCAGAGCACACGGAAGAAGAUGGCUCCAUCUACGAGAUGGCCGAUGACCCCGAUGUGUGGGUCCGGAGCCGGCCCUGUGCCCGCGAUGCUCCCCGCAAGGAGAUCUCCUCUAUCGCCAUCAUUUCAGGGGGCAGAGGGUACCGUAACUUCAACUCUGAGCCGCAGCGCCGGGGCGGUGAUGCUGACAGCACCCUGCUCAUCUGGCAGCUCCCGCUGAUGCUAUAGCAGCCGGGGGAUGCCCGCGCGGCGCCUACCUCAAAGCCACCCUACACGCUGCCGUGGGGCGGUCACAUUGGUGAGUGCACCACCCCAUUAUUUUUUUUUUGAAAGGAGAAAUGAGGAAAAAAAUAAGGAAAGGAAAAUCACCAUAAAAAUUGUCAUUUUUGACUCCCCUCCCUCCCCCCAGAAAACACCCCAGUUUGCAUGCUGGGAGAGGGGAGUUUUUAAACAUGGUAAGCAAUGACCUCCUUGCGGGCUUUGGAGGCGCUGGGGCUGUGCUUGAAGGCAUUUGUGUGUCUGCGUGUGGAUAUCUAUAAAUAUAUAUAUAAAUAAGGUGUAUAUUAUGAGCUGUAUAAAGAAGGAAUCUGUAUAUAUUGGGGCACUUGGAGAUGCAGAAAUAAAGAAGAGGUGUGAGCACUCAUUGGAUACUGGCUGUGCUGAAACGGGGUUUUGCUGAAAUAGCCCUUUUUUGACUAUGAAGUGAGGAUUUGGGGUUACAUAAUGCAGUGUUUUGGGAGCUGGUUUGGGGACUUCCAAUUGGAGCAUAAGAGCUGUUUCUGGAGGACAGGAAAUUUUGGGUGAAAUUCAGCCUGGAAAUAAAUCCCAUAGGAAUCA